Macrosiphum euphorbiae (potato aphid) is the source of this 774-nucleotide messenger RNA. The record is from the annotation of a GenBank genome assembly. NCBI's taxonomy places the organism in Eukaryota, Metazoa, Arthropoda, Insecta, Hemiptera, Aphididae.
AUGGAUGGAAUACUCAGAAAUUUUUCUAAAUUGCUUUCGGUGCAAAGCCCAAUUCACCAGUUCAACAGGACUUUAAUCAUACUUAAACGGCGCCAUCCUGUUCAGUUACAAAAGAAGAAUUCCAAACAUAAGCCUAUUUUGAAAGGAAGACAUUUUGUCUAUGAUAUCGUGGAAAAUCCAGAAAGAAUGAAACAAGAAAAAAUUGAUGUAAUACUAACGCAAUAUGUUGAAGGAUUAGGGCAUCAAGGUGAACUAGUAAGUGUUCGGCCAACAUAUGCAUAUGAUCAAUUGCUUCUGCCAAAAUUAGCUAUUUAUGCUUCUCCUGAUAAUUUGGAAAGUAUGAAAAAUAAUUUACACCAAACCAAAGAUGAAGAAAAACCAAGUUCUAUUCACGCUCUUCAAACUGCAAAGUAUUUAAAAAAAAUGGUUGUUAGUGUAAGCAUGAAUAAAGACGAGCCUUGGACAAUUGAACCUUGGCACAUUAGAGUAUCACUACGAAAAAUGAAUGUUCACGUAUUAAGUGAUGAUUCAAUAGAGCUGCCAGAACAUCCAAUUAGUGGACCUGAUUUUACUUUAGAAGGAAAAUCCUUUGUUGUGUAUAUUACUAUAAAUAAGAAAGAAAAAGUCCCAGUGGAAUGUAAUCUUCAUCAUUGGAGUACUAAACUUGCUGAUCGAUUACCUCGAACAAAAUUCUUUACUAGAACACCAAUAUCCAUUCUUCCUGAGCAGACCGAACUUUUAAUGUCAAUGAGAGGAAAUAUAAAUAAUAAUUAA